GCUCACCAAAAACAUCUGGCUACUCUCAGCUACUUUCAACAUAUUCGUGCUCGUAAAUCAUUGCAGCGGCCCUAAACAAUACAACCCCUUACCUCGUCCCCAGUUUACUCUUUCAUGAUCAACAUGUGCGCAUUUUUUGUAAUGCAGCUGCGCUAGCGCCGUCUUAUUUUUCAAAAUCCUUACCGUUACCCGAUUAUCUUCGCAUUCGCAUUUGUUACGUCCUCAUAACCAGAACUUGAAGUACUACCGUUGGUCCCCAUAGACACAAAGAAUAAAAAAUCGAAGAUGUUUCUCCGUCGUCUCUUUAGUAAGCUGGGGGGGGACAAGAGCAAACCCCCACCAGCUGAAGACGAGGAUUCCGACGUUGAGGAAGCUGCAGGACCACAAGAUAACCACCAGCAGCUUUCGAUUUCUCUCCCGUCUGAACAACAAACCCCAAGCGACGUUCAACCAUCUUCACCGAACUCGCAGUCCAGAGCGAUUGUGACUGCCAGUUCCCCCUCCGCCAUGUCCGUGCCCCAAAGCUACCUCCAGCAACUGCAAUCUCCACAGCGCUCCAACAGCAUGAAGGGGAAUCUGGUCAUCACCCAGCACGACGAAGACUUAGAUUCCGACGACCGAGAAUUCAAACGGUUGUCCCAACGGAAGAGAAACAAGGUCGACCACAAGGGCCGGCCAGUUUUGUACUCCGAUGUCCGCAGGUUCACGGAAUACCGGCUCCACGACCGCGUUUCGGUUUUCAAGCGGCUCCAGCAAGCGAAAGCAGAGAAUCUCUACAGUCGGGACAUCGGGGGGAAUGAUGAUAUGUACGUGCCGAAAUUGCACCGAAUGCACAGUCAGAUCGUGCUAUCCACAGUAAAUUUCCCGUACACGUAGACGUACAAAUGGAAAUGCUGUCUCUGCAUGACAAAACUUGGCUCCGAUCCUAGUUUAGCAUGACAAGUGCUACACGCCGAAUUGGCGAAAUUUGUGAUGCACUUUGUACAUGUACGGGAAAUUUGUAUUGCAUACGUGCACGGGAAGUGGGUGCCGGGGAUCAUCAUCGAGGAAACGGAUGGGAAUAUCCGGAUAAAACUCGGUCGGACUGGGAAAAACGACACCCGAUGGAUGCCGAGAAACUCCGCGAAUAUUCUCCCGAAGAAGCUGUUUAUCGAGAAAUUAUUCGAUAAAGAGAUGAAAAAACUGAAAAAGGGAAAGUACUCUGCUGAAGCGGCAGAAGAAGCUUUACAGCGCAUGUCCUACGCGGAACGGCUGAUGCAGUCACAGCAAGUCACCGGCCGCUCCGGCACGAAAGAGUCAGUUUUGACGUUCACGGCGAACAAACAAAACGCCGCAGAGAUGAAAGAUGAGAUGAGGAGAUCGCUGUUGAAUUCCAGCGACGGCUACGGUUUCCACGCCCAGCACCUGCAGCAAAUAACCGACUUGUUUGGGGAAAAGCUCUGGUAUGCGGAGGAUUAUGUGGAGAAAAUUAAGCCCGGGGAUAUGUCUGAGGACGAGGAGGAUGAGGAAGAGGAUGGUGGUCGUGCACUAGCGGAACAAAAGCCCGACGGGAGUGCAGCGGGCACGGGGAGUGGAGAUAUGCCCGGGACUGGGUCCGGGAAGCCAGGGACAGGGACGAGUGGAAAGCCAGGCACAGGAUCCGGGAGUAGUCCGAGUAACAAAGACCAGGCGAAAUCGAAAAGCACAGGUCUUGCGAUUAAAGACAAAAGUCCAGAAAAGAACUUCCAACUCGCCAACCUCCACGGGUUCGACCGACCAAAAGAUGUUGAUGGCGACCUCAGCUCCUACAACUCCGACGAGGAGCAAACCAUCUAUGGCGCUCUCAACUGUUACAUUCUCAACUGUUACAUGAAUUUGUGAUGCAAGAAUAGAACAGGUGAGACGGAGAACCAUGCGCGUCUUGCAUUACAGGUUUGAUCCGGAUUGCAGUGCUAUUUAGCCUUCCGAGAAUUUGUCAUGCGAAGCAGCUUGAUCGUCUGGCGGGUCAUGGUCAUUUUGCAUGACAAAUCAUGUAACAGUUGAGAAUGUAACGGUUGAGAACCCCAUACCGUCCAUUCCAACGGUUUGAUUGUCGGGGACAUGCAGUCUUUUUUCGUAAAAGUGUAUCAAAGUGAAAAAUGAAGCCCUCCCAAUAUUGAAACGGAAAUUUCUGUUGCUGGAUUUGUGUACACAAAUCACCGCUGUAUUGCAGCAAGCGCUUGCAGGCAUUUCCUAGGACUGGUUAGGUAUGCAAAAGGCUAGCACUCAGGCAUGACAAACAGCUUUGCAGUAGGCAAAAGCGCAUGACAGAUUAGCUGUGGAACGAAUGCGCCACACGGCUCCACUUGCCUCAUAUGCAAGACAAAGCUGAUCUGUGGCCACAAAUCAGCAUCACAAAUUUCAUUGUGAGCAUGGGAAGGAGGGAUUUUUCCUUACGAUAAAGUGAAAUGCACGUUUUCCGGGAACAUGGAUGAAUUAGCAACGCAUGUGCAAGAAUUCCGGAAAAUGAUCCGGAACCGGGAGCGGGAAGAGCAGGCGAACCGGGAAUCCACGGUCCGCCAGGGCCGGGUGAAAUUUCGGAAGUUGAAGAAAUUUCUCUUCCCCGAACCUCCGCCGCCGAGACGAGAGCCGCCGAAAAUUGUGUUCGUCGAGGAUUUGGUAGCCGAUGUGUCGAUAUGCAUUGCAAAAUUGUCGUACUCGUAUUGCAGUCAUGCAUUACAAAUCUUGUUCUUUAGGUAGAUCCGCAUUACAAACUUUAUUUCCCAUGCUGAGGAAAUUUGUAUAUGCAUUUAAAUACGAGUACGAUGCUUUUGCAGUUCAUAGUCGAAGAAGGAGAAUAAGCACGGCGGGUGGAUAAAGCUGUUGACGAAUUACUCCACGGCAGACCCGUACGAAACGUUUAUGAUCCGGCAGCCGGAAAAGAUCAAUGGGGUGGUGAGAGAUGAAUUCGCGAUCGCGAAUGUCAUGAUGAAAAACGCCGGAUUGAAGAUGUCGAAUUCUAGGCCGGUCACGCCGAAAAUGAAGGUCGUGAAAAGGAAAAGUAGUCGGGACAACAUUUUGGAAGAGUCGCAUGGCGUUCUUGGGGCGAUAGAAAACGGGGAAAACAACUUGGCGCCGGUGGCGACAGAGGGUAGUACCGGAGGUGAACAGGUUCCAUCUAUCAAAUGUAAAAAUGUCUGGGUCUGGAAGAAUCCAACUUGUCAUGCUGGUUUUGGAUUCCAAAAAAAAUUGUAUUGCAUGAGCAGCAAAGAGAGUCCAAGUUUUGCUACACGGAGAGAGCAUUUGCCAUGCGGUAUAGGCAUCAGGAAGCCCUCACAAAAUCUGUGAUGCUAGAGCAUGCAUCACAGACAUUAGGAGUCAUGCAAAAUGUGCAUGACAUCUUCCAGACCCAGGCAUUUUUACAUUUGAUGCCAUCCCCUGGUGAGCAACAACCACCUGGCGCAGAAGGCAGUGCGGACCAGCCUACUGCGGCUGGAGAAGAGCCAGCGACUGCACCGCAAGAGGGUGAAGCAGCGCAAAAGCAGGAGGGCGAAGGUGGGGAGGAACAAAAUAAACCUCCGGCUGAGGGAGAAGUCAAACCGGAGGGAGAGCAAGUUCCUCCCGUAGAGGGAACUGAGCCAGCUGCUGCUGCUGCAACCGGUGAUGGCGAGCAAAAACCAGUGACUCCGCCUGCAGCAGGCACAGCAGCGGCCGAGGGCGAGCAAGCAAAGCCAGAGGGUGACGGUGCCGCAGGAGCGGAAGGCGGCGAUAGUCAAUCACCAGCACCUGCAGGUGAAGGAGAACAGCCUGACACUGCAGCUGCGGAAGGCGAAGCAACAUCGCCUGCCGCUGCGACUGCAGGCGAGCAACCUGCUCCCACGACUAUGAAUUGCAAAAGCAUUGUACUAGUAAGUAUGAAUUGCAUUACAAAUCUCCUCAGCAUUAGAAAUGGAAUCUGUAAUGCUGAUUGACCUUGGGAAAAAGAUUUGUAAUGCACAACUGCAAUUACGAUACUUUUGGUUUUGCACUGGAUAACGACCGAGGAUCAGCAACCUCCCGAAGACGACGAGUUCGCUCGAUUAGUCGCGGAGGAGGAGGAGGAGGACGAAAUGGAUUUCGACGACGAAAUCGCGAAGAACAUCAAGCGGUUGGCGGCAGAGCAGGAGUUAAAAAAGCAGGAAGCGGCGGCGAAGGAGGCGGAGAAGCAGCGAAAAUUGGCCAUGGAGGGCAUGGAAAACGAGAUCAACGGGAUUUAUUACUUCUGUCUCGUGACCGGAGAAGCAAGCUGGAUUCGGCCGAAAAAGUUCAACGACGUGCGCAUUGUCCAGUUCACGAAGCGGUUUAUUUGGGCGCUGCAGAAUCCAGAAACGACGGAAGAAGUUUUCCGUUUGCGAACGUCGAUCCGGGAAAAAGCCAUGCCGCUGGACAUCCGCCACGCAGAGACAAUAUCAAAUGUAAAAUGUCUGGGUCUGGAAGGGUUGGAACUUGUGAUGCAAACUUUGGAACACACAGAAAUUUGUGUUGCAUGAGCGCCAAAAGCUGUCCAUUUCUUGGCACGCAAGUAGGAAGUUUCUCAUGCGGGACAGGCAUCAUGAGGCGUGAUCAAAACCUGUGAUGCUUUCGCCUGCAUCAGACGCCACUUGCGUGAUCCGAAAUAUGCAUGACAAAUCUCAGAAUCUUCCAGAGGACCCAGACACUUUUACAUUUGAUAGACAACCGAUAUCAUCCAGCGCCUCUACGCCGGGCACUGCCCGAUCGAUAUUCCGACUGGCGGAAAGUUGACGGUCGUCGGCGAUGUGGAGGAGGGUGCGAAGUUGUUCGGUAUGCCCUUAGACAAUUUGACGCAGAGGGCAGAAGCGUAUGAGAAAAAACUUUCGCAGCAGAACAAAUUCGGAACUACGAUAGGUGCCAGGACGAUGGGAGCUAGUACUUCUACAACCGCUGUUGGCUUCAAACCUUACGGGGGUGUCAGGAUUGAAAUCGUCAAAGUCGAAAUGAUUUGUCAUGCAUAAAAUGCGAUACAAAAAGCGAGUCUAUUGCAGAGGACGCACGGGAGGUAGAGACUAUAGUCCUGCGGUAAGGGUCAAAAGUUGAACGGCUGACUGGCAUGACAGAAGGCAGCUCUUUUGCCCUAAACCGCAUGACAGACUCGCUUCCAGGACCGGGAAAAUUUGUCAUGCACCGACUACAAACUGUAGCUCUAACUGGUAUCCGUUUUAUGCAUGACAAACUAUUUCAACUUUGACAAUUUCAAACCUGGCACUUCCAUAAACCUCCAGGCGAAACUACAUCAGAAGAGCAGAUCACCUACAGACACAGAUCGGUGAACGAAUUGUCCCGGAUGGUAUGAACUGCAAGAGCAUCGUACUAAGUAGUGAUUGCAAUACAAAUUGCCUCAGCAUUAGACAUGGCAUUUGUAAUGCGGAUUUACCUUUAGCAUUUCCAUUUGGAUUUGUGAUGCAUAACUGCAAUUAGUACGAGCAGUGCGAUGCUUUUGCAUUGCAUAGAUGGUCAAGACGAACGAUUUUCACGGGAUGAAAAUGGAGCCGCACCAGUGGGUCCAGUCGACAAUCCGCGAGGAAACUAUGGAUGUGUCAGAGUUGAAAUCGACAAAGUUGCAAUGAUUUGUCAUGCAUAAAAUGGAUGCUAGUUGGAGCCCAGCUUUCAAGUGGCGCAUGACAAAUUUCGGCGGUCCCUAAAUCCAGUUUGUCAUGCUGUUUAGGCAAAGAAGAGCGAUUUUCUCGCGCUACUUUAGCAGCUCAAGCUGUCACCCCAAACAGGCCUACAGUCGGCCUCACUUGCCUGCUCUGCAACACACGCGCCUCGGGUCAUGCAUUUUAUGCAUUACAAAUUAUUUCAACUUUGACGAUUUCAAACCUGACGCUUCCAUAGAAACCCGGACGACGAAGAUCAUCUCCUUUCAAACGAGUUUGAUGAGCAAAACCAUGCCAAACAAGAUGUUUUCAUCGCAUGACAGAUCUUCAAAAUCAGGCUCGGACCAAAACCUCUCUUCCAUCCCAAUCUACGGAAGGGGCCACAACCUCCGCAUGCUGAACGCGAGCCAAAUCCCCGAUCACAACAGCUCGCUAUGCAGUGCAAAAGUAUCGUGCUUGUAGUAAAAAUCGCAGUCAUGGUGCAUUAGCAUUACAAAUCUCCAUCUCAAGGUAAAUCAGCAUGACAAAUUUCAUUUCUCAUGCUGAGCUAAUUUAUCAUGCGACUUAUACUAGUUGACGAUGCUUUUGCAAUGCAUACUAUCGCACGGUGAACAAAUUCGAUUUCCGGAUUGAUACGGAUAUGAAGAAACAACAAAAGGAGUUGAUGGCGAAGAACCCAGAACGGCCGCAGAGAAUAGUGUACGAAACGAUGGAGGAUGGAACCAUUCGCAGAAAGCCUUUCGGCGAAGCGCCGUUGAAGAAAUUUUUGAAAUCGCAGACGAAGCACUUGCACAGAUCUCUGUCCACGAUUGGAGACGAAGACCAUUUAGGGGCGACGUUGGAACAAUCCAUGCUGAUGGGGAGCAAGGAUGAGUUAUUCCCGGGGGACGAGGAAUUGAACAAUUUGCUGAAUUCGUCGAUGUAUCAAAUGUAAAAGUGUCUGGGGCUGGAAGAAUGCAACUUGUCAUGCUGCAUUUGGAUUCCAGAAAAAUCUGUAUUGCAUGAGUACCACAAGGAAUGCAAUUUUUGCUACGCGGAGAGGGCGUUUGUCAUGCGGAAUAGGCAUCAAGAAGCUCUGAAAAAAUCUGUGAUGCUAGGGCGUGCAUCACAGACAUCAGGGCCCAUGCAAAACGUGCAUGACAAGUGUCACAAUGUUCAAGACCCAGACACUUUUACAGUUGAUACGACGAAUUUAUCCAAACAGUCCUUCUUCUCCCAAAAAUCGCGGGAUUCUCUAUCUCCCUCCCAGAAGUCCGCCGGUGUGAUUUCCAAUUUGGAAAAAAUGCGGGGGGCAAGCUCGGAUGAGGGCGGGGUGAGUGAUCCGUUCGGCAUGUCCGGGUUGAUGAACUUCGGGAAUGAGACGACAGAAAUGAACGACAAGAUGUAUCAAAAAAUCGCGGAGGCGGAGCGGGUCGCGAGGGAGAAGCAAAAACAGAAACAGCUAGAAGAGGAGAACAAGAUGAACCAAACAGCAUCGUCCGGUUUCGGCAAGUUCAUUUCGAAAAGAAGGCAGUCGCGGUCCAAAUCCGUAAGCAGAUUAGGGUCGGAAGAAGGCGGCGAAUUAUUCGACAGCGCUUUGUUGGACAGCCAAGAGUUGUUCGACGACGAGGAUAAUGAUAAAACCUUCCUCUUCACAUCGAAAGACGACAUGGAGGCCUGUAACCUUCACGACAGACUCUACAUCCGGGGCGACAAAUUUUCGAAGCCGACGGGUGAGAUAUCAAAUGCAAAAAUGUCUGGGUCUGGAAGGAUGCAAGGUUUGUCAUGCUUGUCUGGCAUGACUGAAGAGCUUGUGAUGCGUGUCCAAGAAGAUACCGCUUUGCUUGUCAUGCAAAACGCAGUUUGUCAUGCGGAAAGCGCAAGACUAAGCCGCGCAAAUUUUUCUCAUGCUUGGCUGCGCAUUACAAAGAAUUGGAAUUCACUAUUCACAACUCAGCAUUACAAGUUUCCAGACCCAGACAUAUUUGCAUUGGACAUGAGACGACAAAAACGGAUUUCUCCUACAAAAAAGUCGUGCGAAACUGGGGCUAUAUGGACGUUAUGCAUUGCAAAAGUAUCGUAGUACUAGUAUGAAUUGCAUUUUUACAAAUUAGCUCAGCAUCACAAAUGCUAAUGCAAUUUGUAAUGCUGUUUUGCCUUAGGAAAAAGAUUUGUCUAUGCAUAUGUUGCAAUUACUACGAGUACGAUGCUUUUGCAGAGCAUAGAUAUGAAGGAACAGGCGGAACUACCGCAUUUCAAAGCGGGUUUGAAACAGAUGACGGGGGUGAAGGAGGACGACCGGGUCCCGAUCCAAUCCUGGACGAAAACGUACGGGUUUCAGCGGAUUGGGAGAGCAGUGACAGGGCAGCCACAGUUUCCCUUCAUCAUGACGGAUUUGACGAGGAAUCAGAGGUCAAAAGUGCUGUAUCCGAGGUGUAAUAGAUAGAGGAAAGAAGUAGUUGUAUACUUUUGGUUUUAGAUUCCGAUUUGAUCAUGUGGAUCGAAAACUACGAUUACCAUUACCUCAACCCUAUUUACACGUAUCGAAGGGUCCGCUGCAUCCACCACUUUGAUUUGCAUGCAUGAUCUUGUUCUGAAACAGAAUCAUUCCACCAAGCUACACGAGAUACACGACGCAAAUUGAUAUUCAUCUUUUUACGGCAACGAAUAUUAUCGGUGUUGAUUCGAAAAUGAAAACCUCCAGAUCGUGUCCGAUUUUGGGCCUGUAGUUUCUCGGUGUGCUUGAAAUGAUGUUUUUCCACCGACGACGAGUGUUCCCUCGAAAAUUUGAAGUAGAGCAGCUCAGAAAUGAAUUUCGAAGUCGAGUUAUCAGAACAUCAAAACACAUAGCACCAGCAUUGUUCCUGCCCUGCAAUGACAACGAGGACGAAAAAUGAACCCUACUUCUGUGCUCUGUUCUUUGUUUUUGCAGGCUACUUCCGAGUCUUGGUCUCUUCGGUGCUACGCUCG
Messenger RNA from Amoebophrya sp. A120, 8561 nucleotides. Lineage: Eukaryota; Dinophyceae; Syndiniales; Amoebophryaceae. The record is from the annotation of a GenBank genome assembly.